AUGUGUACAUAGUAUUUGUUAGUUACCACGUAAACUUCAAACUUUGAUUAUUUGGCUCUCCCCAGCAUGAUGAAUGCCGAUGCACUGGACGCGACACAGGCUUUGGCUCUCUCCGAUGUCGACGAAGUGCUUGACCAGGACACGCCACUAGAAUCGGAGAAGUCGCAAGUUGGAAACUUGAUUGUUCAUAAACACAAAUCUGGCUUUGAGGCAACAGUUAUACCCAUAUAUGAAGGCAAAAACGUCAUAGGUCGUACUGCAGAAAAAUGCGAUGUGCACAUUCCGGUAAAGCCACUGUCGAAACAACAUGCAUGCAUCGAGAUUCAUGGCAGCUCCUGUGUGCUGUAUGACAUGGGCAGCCGAAACCGCACCAAGCGCCGCGAUUUGUCGCUAGAGCCAUGGGUACGCUAUGAGCUGCAACAUAAUGACGGUUUGACCUUUGCCGAUGUCACAUCUCAAUUCCAGCUGCUAAGCAAGGAGAGGAUUCCAUCUGGUAGCGAGUCAGAAACGGACUCAGAGUCUAUGUUCAACAUGCAACCACCAGGUGGCACCUCUGUUGCUUCUAAAGAACUCCAAGCAUUAGAUUCACAAGUCUAUCUCCAGCCAACACAGGCAUAUGCGUCUGAUGGCACGGGGCCAAUAUCUGGUUCAGCAGGAAGCAGCAUUGAGCAGAGAACAAGCGUAGAUAAAGACGGGGCGACCUUUGUAGCGGACACGCCUUAUCGGCAACCAGGGAAUGUAGUCGUGCUGUCUGAUAGUGAUCCACGCUCUAACCUUCUCGCAAAACAGCUACACGAUGUAUUCGAGCAACCGACGCAGGCGUUUCCCAGCAUGGUGGAGGAUUCGGAUGUGGAGGCUGAGGAAAACGAUCUGUCGAUACUUGAUGCUCCCACGAAGCUGUGUAUCGGCGGCGACAGUGAGACCGACCACUCGCUGCUAUUUGCCGCUGAAACGCAGCGGCCGUGCGCGGAGAGUGCGAACGACGACGACAACGCGCGAGUUGCCGAUUCUGAUGAAGCCAGCAACGAGGAAGCAUCGCCGCAGCUUCCCACCGCGCUGCGUGCGGAGAGCCCUCGCGAGCAAGUCGGCAAGGAGGCAUCACGUUUCCACGGCAACCGGCGCGAAGAUCAGCAGAACAGUGAGAGGACCAGCGAAGGUAACGAUGACGCGGAGAACGUGGCGCCCACAGAUCACGGCGACGCCAUUGUCCCUCAUGCGGAGAAUAUCGGGACGCAGCUGGAGGAAGAAGGAGCUGAGAGUGGCGGAGGCGAGGGCACAGCGGAGAGAGGAGAGGUCGCGGAGAACGAAGGAGGGGUGGACGUGGACGUGACGCUCGUGCCGGGAGAGACGGAUGCCAACACAGCUGCGGCUUCGACGGAGAGCGUGAGUCGUAAACAAGAUCAGGAGGAAUACAAGGAUGGAAAGAGGAGCGCUGAUGAAACGAUCACCGCUGAGGGAAACGAAGGGAAGCCGAUGGAUUCAAUGGGAGAGAAGGGACCAGGAAAUGACGUUGCAGCUGUUGUGCAGAUGCAAGCGGCUAGGGGAGAGAGAGGCGAGCGUGAAAUUGUCGGCGCCCACGACGUGCAAACUAGCGAAAGCCGUGCUGACGGUGGUGACACCUGUAGGCAGCAGCCGCAAGCUGGUCUUGUUGCGACAAGUGGAGUGGUUACCUCUGCGGAUAUUAGUGUUGAGAUGCAGCAUGCUCCUGUAAGCUUCCCCGAUACAACUGGACUCGAAGCUACUUGUGCAGAGAAUGUUGGUGAUGGGGAUGCCAUCCCUGAGGCAGAUAACCCCGCCCAUGAUUUUGUUAUAGCUGAGACUCAGGAUUUUGGCAAUGGAGUCCUUGUAGUUGAGACUCAGGAUUUUGGCAAUGGAGACCUUGUAGUUGAGACUCAGGAUUUUGGCAAUGGAGACCUUGUAGUUGAGACUCAGGAUUUUGGCAAUGGAGACCUUGUAGUUGAGACUCAGGAUUUUGGCAAUGGACACGUUGUAGUUGAGACUCAAGAUUUUGGCAAUGGAGACCUUGUAGUUGAGACUCAGAUGUUCAAAGAAGAUGCAGAUAAUAUCACGAAAGCAAACGCCACCCAAGAGGGCAGCACUGUAGAAGCAACUGCAGAGGUAGAAGACAAGCAAUCAUCGAUCGCCGAGACUGGUGCAACGAGUGCUGACGUUGUGACUGAGACUGGCGCUGCGACUGAUAGCAUCGUGGUUGAGAAGGGUGCUGCGACUGCUGGCACCGUGGUUGAGAAGGGCGCUGCGACUGCUGGCACCAUGGUUGAGACAGGCGCUGCGACUGCUGGCACCGUGGUUGAGACAGACGCUGCGACUGCUGGCACCCUGGUUGAGACAGACGCUGCGACUGAUAGCACCGUGGUUGAGACAGGCGCUGCGACCGCUGGCACCGUGGUUGAGACGGGCGCCUCGACCGCUGGCACCAUGGUUGAGACGGGCGCCGCGACUGCUGACACUAUGUGCGAUGACAGCAGUGAUGAUGAUGACGUCUCCAUGCUUCCUCCUCUGGCGAACAUCAUCGGUAACAGGAGAGGUCCCGUGGAAUCUGCCAGGCGGGAUGAUGUCAAACAGGAAGCGCCCAGAAGACAAAACGAGGAGAAACGGGAAGGGGAACUUCCAGCCGACCGGGAGGAGGAGGAGGAGCAGGAAGAGGAGGAUGAGGGUCAUGAUCUAGCAACACAGGCUUACAGCACAGAAAAUGAUAGCGAUGAGACAGACGAGGAAAGGGUUGCAGAUGAUUCUAGCCUCCCUAAACGACAGGAGCUUGACGUGACUAAGGAGACUUUUGCUGUUCCUCGUGAGCCUGUCUCCAUUGAGACACAGGCGUACGGUGCUGCUACCGGUGACACUGAGACACAAGCGUACGGGGCUGCCACCGGUGACACUGAGACACAAGCGUAUGGUGCUGCCACCGGUGACACUGAGACACAAGCAUACGGAUUUGACACCGAGGUGGUGGAGGACAGUUGUCAUGACAAGAGCUCAUCCGACGAGACGCUGGUGAUGUUGGCUCUCCCGGGGCUUCACACAAUCACCAGAAUGCGCGCAGCGAUCUGCCCACCAGGGGACGCCACCAGUCGCGUUGGCACUUUUGCCAGCAGGGAAGCCAUCGCCGCUAACGACGGGCAGACGCGACAAAGCGAUCGAGCGGGCGUGGGAGAGGAACUCCGCGAUGACUCGGGGAAGAAGGGUGAGGGAAGGCUCCUCCGUCACGCAGCGGAGGAGGUUAGCCAGGAAGUGGCGGUGAGGAAGUCGACUCGAACGCGGCGUGAGACGGUGGCUGCGAAGGCAUGGCGCGCAUCGACCCCCAAGCCGGCCGGUCGAGGGCGGCGCGCCGCUGUGCCAAGCCUCACAUCGGAUGUCAGCAACAUGGAAGAGCAGCCCAACGCUGGGGAGGAACUGAGUAGGGAAGUUGGCGUAGUGACGGAGACCAAGGACAACCGUGAGGUAGUGGUGCUGGAAAGGGCUGACCCAAAGAUCGAGCAAAAGAAAGAAGAGCAUGUGGAAGAACCUCAACAACAGACGGAAGUGAGUGACCAACCAGACAGGAGCUCACAGGGAGGAACCACCGACAAAUGGGAAGAGGAUGGCACACAUAUCGCGAGUACGAGGGGGAGGGAGGCAACAGAGAGCAAAGCAGGGGACGUCGCGGGGAAGGUCAGAGAAGGAGAGGCAUCAGAGAGUCGGGAGCACAUUCCUAAAAGGAAGACAAGGGGAAGGAAGGCUGCAGAGAGCCAAGAGGAGGAGGGUGAGAAAAUUGAUAUUAGUUCAUCAAGCAGCCAAGAGAGCUUAUUACAUACAGUGAAAGCAGUAAAGGCAUUGCAUAAUCAGGAUGAGACUCCAGCAAGGACAAGACAAGGGAGGAAAGUGUCAGAGACCAGAGACGAGGCCCCAGCACGGAGAACAAGAAGGAGCAGUGUUGCAGAGAAUCAAGAAGUGGUUCCAGCACAGAGAACAAGAUGGAGCAAUGUUGCAGAGAGUCAAGAAGAGGUCCCAGCACGGAGAACAAGACGUAGCAAUGUUGCAGAGAGUCAAGAAGAGGUCCCAGCGCGGAUGAAAAGAGGAAGGAAGACUUCAGAGAGUCGGGAAGAGGUCCCAACAAAGAGGGUGAAAGGUGAAAAGGUUACAGAGAGACAGGAAGAAGUCCCUGCUAGGGACAGAAGAGGAAGAAAAGCUGUGGCGAAUCAAGAGGAAGGGUUACCCAUCACCGUGGAAGAAUCGGAGACAGCACAGGGUGAGGAGCCGAUCCCUGCUAAGAGGACCAGAGGACGUAAAGUUUCCGAAAGCAACGAGGAAAGUUCCCCAUCAGUAACGGACAUGGCAGGUAUUCAGAUGGAGGGGUCAACGAGGAGGAAGCGAGGGAGGAAGACUGCAGAUAGUCAGCUGGAAGGCCCAACAAGAGCGACGCGAGGUAGGCAAGCUUCCGAGAGUCUGGACGAGGGUUCGCCUAUUUGCGUGAAAGAAACGCAUGAAUUAGCUGCUCAGGAGGAAUCACAAGUAAGAACGACGCGAGGAAGAGAGGCUCAGGAGGAAUCGCAAGUAAGAACGAUGCGAGGUAGCGAGGCUACGGUGAAAACCCCCGAGGUAGGGUCCCCGAAAAAGGCGACGUUCGAGCAGGCUUCCGAUAGUGACGACAAACCUCGGCCAAGCAGAACGAGAGGUGGUGGUAAACAUACGUCUGCGGCGGUGUCGCUGCGCGCGAGGAGAGGAAGACGGAAUUCCGAGACGCCACGGGAGCACAACACGAGCGAGGCGCGCGAAGUAAACUCGCUGGCAGUCGAGACGAGCGAGGCGGAGAGUCAGGAGAGUGGGUCGGAGCGUGCGAGCAGAGGAAGGAGGACGCUAGAGAGCAGGGAGGCGAUCACAGGCAGACCAACGAGCGAGGCGGAGAGUCAGGAGUCGUCACGUGCGAGCAGAGGAAGGAGGACGCUAGAGAGCAGGGAGGCGAUUGCAGGCAGACCAACGAGCGAGGCUGAGAGUCAGGAGAGCGGGUCGUCACAUGCGAGCAGAGGAAGGAGGACGCUAGAGAGCAGGGAGGUGAUCGCAGGCAGACCAACGAGCGAGGCGGAGAGUCAGGAGUCGUCACGUGCGAGCAGAGGAAGUAGGACUCUAGAGACCAGGGAGGUCAUCGCAGGCAGACCAACGAGCGAGGCGGAGAGUCAGGAGAGCGGGUCGGCGCGUGCGAGCAGAGGAAGGAGGACUCUAGAGAGCAGGGAGGCGAUCGCAGGCAGACCAACGAGCGAGGCGGAGAGUCAGGAGAGCGGGUCGGAGCGUGCGAGCAGAGGAAGGAGGACUCUAGAGAGCAGGGAGGUCAUCGCAGGCAGACCAACGAGCGGGGGAAGAAACGCGUCUGUUAUUAAGGAGGAGGAGAGUCAGUCUAGCGAAGCCCGUUUGAGUGAAGCCACUGACAGCCAGGCUAGUGUGCUCUCACGCGUGACCAGAGGCAGGAAGACUACCGCUAGCCAACCAGACGUCCCAUUCGGCAAACCGAGGGGAAGAAAAGCAGCCAGCACCCUGAAGGCAGUUCAGCUAGGACGUAUCCAGGCGGAGGCGUCCGGAGCAAUCGAAGCGAGCGUCGCACAGGCGGGUGCGUCCCACGGGGACUUGGAGCAGCCCGAGGGUAGGGGGCGCAAGCGUACCAUAGCCGCGCGAGUCGACGACGCAGCAACGGCUGGCGGCGCUAAGCGACAACGGCGGCUCACCGACGCCACGCAGCAUCCUGCGCAGGAGGAGGUUGAGGGGAAGCCGGGCCGGGAGACCGAUCCCGGUACGACCACGGAAACCCUCAGCUCUUCUAGGAGGAAUCGUUCGCCUGCGAGGCGAGGCCGUGCUGCCGCUCCCAGCCGGGCGGACGAGAGCACCAUGUUGCGCGAGGGCGCCAUUCCCGCGCCAUCGGGAGGAGCAGCCACGACUCGCCGAGCGUCGGGGAAAGCCGAGAACCCUGCUGAGCUCGAGGAUGCAGGCAGCUCCUCGCAGGAAUCCAGGAAGAGAGGAAAACCAACGAAGAGUCAGUUUGAAUCUGAGCAGCUGCAGCAGCAAGACAGUGCAAGCAGAGUGGAAGAAGAAGGAGAACGAGAGACAGAGCAGAGCAGUCAUGGCAGUACAACUGCUGGACAGGAGGUGAAGCGCAGCUCUCGGCGGUCAACUCGUGCGGAUAGACUGUCACUAGACAGCCCAUCUGCUAGGCGGGGCAAUGCGUCGUCGCCAUCGCUGCGCCGGUCUACGCUGCAUCAGGAGAAGCCCCGAGUGCUGUUCACCGGAAUCGUCGUUGCGAGACUUGAGAAGGUUGUGAAGCAUCUAGGAGGGGAGGUUGUUGAUACCAUCAAUGACUGCACACACCUCGUCACCGACAAAGUGAGACGCACAUCAAAGUUCCUCUGCCAAGCUGCCAGAGGGCGUCCGAUCGUGAACCGCAAGUGGUUAGAGAACAGCAACAGUGCUGGCAUGUUUCUUGACCACACCCCUCACCUUGUGAAGGAUUCCCAGGCAGAGAAGAAGUUCAAGUUUAACUUGGCUAGAACGCUCUCAGCGGCAGCAGACAGGGGCCUGUUUACUGGCUAUAACAUUCACGUGACCCCUGGUGUCGUACCGACGCCCGACCAAAUGGGCGAGAUUAUAGAGUGUGCCGGUGGCAUAUACCUACAUGAUAUGCCCAGGACUGGCCAUGAGAAGACUCUGGUAGUAUCCUGUGAGGAUGACAGAGGGCACUGCGAGACUGCACUAAAUAACGACAUUCCCGUUGUUGGAGCAGAGUUCAUCUUAUCGGGAAUUCUCCAGUAUGAAGUCGACAUCACGAGCUUUUCGUUGUUCAAUGAAGCAUCUACCAGAGAGAAACUCCCCAGAGGCAGGGUUUCCCAGGCUCGUAGCAAGAGCAGAAAGUAAGGUCGCUGUGGAGGCCACAAGGUCAUGGAGGUCAACUGGCAGUUUUUAUUCUGUAGAAUGCUGACAUGAAACCUUCGGUGUGCAUGAACUUAUUUUAUGUAAGAGUAUAUUUUAGGGUCUUUUCGAUAAACCAGUGUUGAUGGGUUCAUUGGAUGCUGCACAAGGCCGCCAGCCAAGAUGCUGUUGGAGCCGAAGAUCACGUGUGAUUUUCAUCUCUCCUUGAGUUAGGUGCACGUCUACAGGGUAUCUGCACUAGAUGAGAGGAUGGCUUCCCGGUGUUGACAUCGGAAAUUUACCUGUCUUGCCAUUUCAUUUAUGAAAAUGACAUUUUUUAUGACAUAUACACUUGUUUGUUUACUUAUAUAUAGCUUAGUCAAGUGCUAUGUUUAAUUACAUUUAGUAAGCGUACAGCACUUGGCAAGCGUGAGCAUUAUGUUACCGACAUCUCUCUGUCCAACGUCAUAAUCUAACAAAUUAGUCACAAUGCACUGUUCGGCGGCAGGCCAGUGUUAGUGAUAGAGAGUCAGCUGAGGUAGCUUACUCCGCACUCUUUCCUUAUAGUUAACAAGCAACAGCAGUUGUGGUAAGCUGCAGAAGCAGGUGGACUAAAUAGAAUAAAAGCCAUGCAUUAUUCAUAAUCACGUAUAUUCCUUUAUUCGUAGACCUUCAAUUGUUUAGUGUCAGUGAAAUCGUGUCAAAUAUCAGAACGCUGUCAUAAGUAUUCAUAGUGUAGAUUAUAAUUUUAUACUAAGAGAGGACUUUAUUUUCCUUACGUUAGCUUGAAUUGGAAACCAUUAAUGGCACAUAAUGUGUAUAGUUGAAUGUUUAGUAACGAAGAAUGUAACAAGUCUUUUAGAAAGGAUAUUGUUUUCCUGUCAAUUCUCUGUACAAAUGUACAUCUGUAUAGGAAUGCAUCAUGCUGCUUUAGUUUUGCAUAAUCGGGUAACGUCAAUAAAAAUAUUGAUUGAUACCCAUUACGUGUAUAUUCCAAGAAAAUGGAAGUAAAAUUAGAUGAAAUAAAUUUUUCAGAAGA
This is a messenger RNA of Priapulus caudatus, 7927 nucleotides long. RefSeq names its product mediator of DNA damage checkpoint protein 1-like. Bases 67 to 6894 code for a protein of 2275 amino acids. The record is from RefSeq and is a predicted model, not a curated record. The transcript is spliced from 16 exons. Gene Ontology annotation, molecular function: protein binding. Lineage: Eukaryota; Metazoa; Priapulida; Priapulimorpha; Priapulimorphida; Priapulidae.